Molecule: messenger RNA, 1764 nt
Organism: Sturnus vulgaris (Common starling)
Lineage: Eukaryota; Metazoa; Chordata; Aves; Passeriformes; Sturnidae
Source: RefSeq, a predicted model, not a curated record
GUGUCGGUGCGGACCGCGGUGGGAGCAGCCGCCAUGGAGGAACCCGCGGCGCACAACGGCAGCGCCGCCGGGGCCGCGCCCGGGGCUGGGACCCCUGCCCGCCCGCCCGCUACCCCCGAGGGCAUGGCGCUGGCCUACGGCAGCCUCGUCCUCAUGGCGCUGCUGCCCAUCUUCUUCGGGGCGCUGCGCUCCGUCAGCUGCGCCAAGAGCAAGAACUCCUCGGAGAUGCCAGAGACCAUUACCAGUCGAGACGCUGCUCGCUUUCCCAUUGUUGCCAGUUGCACCCUCCUAGGGCUCUACCUCUUCUUUAAAAUAUUCUCUCAAGAGUACAUCAAUCUUCUGCUUUCCAUGUAUUUCUUUGUGCUGGGGAUCCUGGCCCUGUCCCAUACUAUCAGCCCCAUGAUGAACAGAUUCUUCCCUGCAAAUUUCCCCAACAAACAGUACCAGCUCCUCUUCACCCAGGGCUCCGGGGAGAGCAAGGAGGAAAUAGUGAAUUAUGAGUUUGACACCAAGGAUCUCGUGUGCCUGGCCUUGAGCAGUGUUGUGGGGGUCUGGUACCUGCUGAGGAAGCACUGGAUUGCCAACAAUCUCUUCGGGCUGGCAUUCUCCCUCAACGGGGUGGAGCUGCUGCACCUGAACAAUGUCAGCACUGGCUGCAUCUUGCUUGGGGGCCUCUUCAUCUACGAUGUCUUCUGGGUUUUUGGCACCAAUGUGAUGGUGACAGUUGCCAAAUCAUUCGAGGCCCCAAUAAAACUGGUUUUCCCUCAGGACCUGCUGGAGAAGGGGCUGGAUGCCGAUAACUUCGCCAUGCUGGGACUGGGAGACAUCGUCAUUCCGGGGAUCUUCAUUGCCUUGCUGCUGCGGUUUGAUAUCAGCCUGAAGAAGAACACGCACACGUAUUUCUACACCAGCUUUGUGGCCUACAUCUUUGGGCUGGGCCUCACCAUAUUCAUCAUGCACAUCUUCAAGCAUGCCCAGCCUGCGCUGCUGUACCUGGUCCCCGCCUGCAUUGGAUUCCCGCUUCUCGUGGCCUUGGCAAAGGGAGAAGUAACCGAAAUGUUCAGGUUCUGGCUGCGUGGCUCUGCUCAUGCCAGUGGGAGCUGCCUCAUCUCCGAGUUUCAGUGCUUACUUUUCCAUGCUGCAGCCCUGUCCUGGAGUCUGCAGGCAAGGAGAGGCCAGCGGGUGCGAGCAGCCUGGCUGAUUCCAUGCAGCAGAAACUGUCCUGUCCCCGCCGACGCCGGCAGCAGAGCCCUAGUGCCAUGUAGCCACUGCCGCCGGGGCCCCUGUCUGUCGCUCUGGCCAGGUAGGGGCAGGUCCUGGCUCUUCCUGGCCCAAGCUCUCCCUAUUCCCAGCUCUCCUCACUCGGUGGGCAGAGGCUGGAGCUGUUGCUGCGUUGCUGUGGGCCAGCUUCUCUCCCAUUCUGAGAGAGGAGACUGGGAAGGGCAAGAUUUGACAUCCCAGACCUUGCCCUUUCUGCUUAGAGCAGCAAUCCCAUUUCCUUAGGCAGAGCCCUGGGGCCACUGCUGGAGGGGAUUUGCAGCCAGAGGAGUGAGACUUUGGGAGGGAGCACUGCUGUUGGUCUUGCUGCAGUUCCCUUUUUAACCAGCCCUGCUGGCACCAGUGCUUAGCCAAGGAAAGCAUGUGCUAUCCAGAAUAUCCAGUAGUGCUCUUGGGAACAAGGACAGAUGCCCGGGCACAGAGCUGGCCCCUGACUGGGUCCCCCCUAUCCUUGGACAUAUCUGGGGGGGAUGCAUCCCUCCUCUC